Molecule: messenger RNA, 1624 nt
Organism: Bacillus rossius redtenbacheri
Lineage: Eukaryota; Metazoa; Arthropoda; Insecta; Phasmatodea; Bacillidae
Gene: Rrp45
Product: exosome complex component RRP45
Exons: 9
Coding region: 85-1521 (478 amino acids)
Biological process (GO): nuclear mRNA surveillance; U1 snRNA 3'-end processing; U4 snRNA 3'-end processing
Cellular component (GO): nuclear exosome (RNase complex); cytoplasmic exosome (RNase complex)
Molecular function (GO): mRNA 3'-UTR AU-rich region binding
Source: RefSeq, a predicted model, not a curated record
UGGUCAUAUACAUAUGGAACUUGACCAAGGUCUAUUUUAAUAGUUAAAACAAAAUAUAUUUUUUUGUUACCGUAUAUUGUUGCAAUGAGAGAAACGUUAUUAUCUACUUGUGAGAAGUCUUUUAUCUUGAAAGCGCUUUCUGAAGGACGGCGCCUGGACGGCAGGCGGCUGGACGACUUCAGAGAUGUGAAGAUCAGUUUCGGCAGCGACUGGGGGUGCUGCCAGGUGUCUCUCAGGGAAACCAAGGUGCUGGCGCAGGUGUCGUGCGACGUGGCCGCCCCCAAGGCCACCCGCCCCAACGAGGGCCUGGUGCACCUCAACGUGGAGCUGAGCCCCAUGGGGGCGCCCCACUUCGAGACGGGCCGCCUGUCCGAGCUGGGCGUGCAGCUCAACCGCCUGCUGGAGAAGUGCCUCAAGGACUCCAAGUGCGUGGACCUUGAGUCGCUCUGCAUCGUGGCCGAGGAGAAGGUGUGGAACCUGCGCGUGGACAUCCACGUGCUGAACCACGAGGGGGGCCUGGUCGACGCGGCCUCGAUCGCAGCCCUCGCCGCCCUCAACCACUUCCGUCGUCCGGACGUCACCAUGGACGGGGAGCAGGUGGUGAUACACGACCCGUCCGAGAGGGACCCCCUGCCCCUGACGCUUCACCACCAGCCCGUCUGCAUCACCUACGCACUGUUCGACAACCUGGAGGAGGUGGUGGCAGACCCCACGCAGCUGGAGGAGCGGGUGUCGCAGGCCCAGGUGGUGCUGGGCAUGAACUCGUACCGGGAGCUGUGCGGCGUGCACCUGGGGGGCAGCGCCCUGGCCUCGGACAGCACGGUGUGGCAGUGCUCCGUCAAGGCUGCCUCCCGCGCCGCCCACGUCGUCGCCUCGCUCAAGGAGGCUCUGGCCAGGGACCUGCGGCUCAGGGCGCGGGGAGAGUUGGCGGGCCUGGCGGAGUGCGUGCGGCAGCCCAGCCUCCUGUCGCUCACGCAGGACCGCCUCAGCCUGUGUCUGGACAGGGAGCUGCUCAGGAGGAAGGCCUCAGGCAUGACGUCGAGGCAGGUCCCCGACACGGAGCGUGACGAGCCGGUGGUGGUGGCGCUGGGCGGUGCGUCGGCGGAGCUGCUGCCGGCGUCCCUGGCGGCGGCGAGCGUGGGCGACGGGGGACGCAGCAAGUGGGAGACCCGCUCGGGCGCCAGCGACGGUGCAGAGGAGGAGGAGGUGAAGUUCCGCGCGCCCUCCCACGUCGACCCGGACCUGGACGACUCCGGCUCCGACCCCGACCCCGGCUCCGGCUCCGGCGAGGACGAGGGCAGCGACGACGUCGAGGUGAUCCGCGAGGUCAGCUUCCAGGAGAAGCUGCAGCAGGUGGAGAACAUCGAUCUACUGGACAGCGACGAAGAGGAGACUGCAGUGGUCACCAGCUCGUUCAGUGGCGCGAAGGAGCAGAGCCCACGCAAGAAGAAGCAAGCCCCCAAGCAAAAGGAAGUCGCGGAAAAAUCGCGAUCGUGGUACCCUCAGCAGAGCCCGUGGUGAGCGUUGUGUUUGUGUUUUCCAAAGUUGUCAGCGUGAAACGUGUUAAAAAGUUGUGAUGGACUUCCUUGUUAUACAGAUUAAAGUGGUGUGUUGAGACAAAAAA